UGUUAUCAAUAGGUCCGCGGUUACACUGCUGUCGCAAAACUUAUAAAUUGUUCUCUUCAAAAUUUUUAAAAACACCGCAUAUCAAAAUAUACAUAAACCUAAAUAAUAUUGUGGGCAAAUGUGACAGUGCUGUAGUUAGAGUAGUUUUAGGGCACAAUCAAUCGGGGUGCUGCAUAUGCUGUAUGAAUACAAAUAAUGCGAAGUUCUGGAAAGGGGAAAGCAGAGUCCUGUGAAAUGUGAAAUAAAUAUAUGCGAAUAAUUUAUGUAAUACAGUGCGUUUCAACACACAAAAAUAGAAACGGGAACUAGUGAAAACGAGAAAAACUCCACCAACAAAACAAAACAGUAUUCGUUUGUAAUCAUCAUAUUCUUUUAUUGCAAAAAGUAUUAGUUAAUGUAAUAUAGGAUGCUACCCAGUUUUGAUACCUUAAUGCGUUGCUCGAAGCGCGUUCUGCAAUCGCCACUGGAGGCGACUGCGACGGCCAAUCUCCAGAUGCGGAAUGGCCACAGCAAGGCCCCGGCCGGUGGCCUCUACGGCCCCUUCACGCCCGACAAUGAUCUCAGCUGCUCCGGACGGGGGGACUGCGUCAACAAUACCUGUGUCUGCGACAUCCGGUAUGCCGGCGACGAGUGCAACUUCUUCAAUCUGCCGUACUAUGCCGGCAUCUCCACCGUCUUCUAUGUGGUGGCCCUCGUCUCUGUCAUCCAGCUGCUCAUCUGCAUUGUGGCCGAGUACCAGCGCCUCAAACAGCCCUCGGUCCUCAGGGCUUGUCGCAUCACCACCCAGAAGCUGCUCUACUUUAUGGUCUUCGUGGCGGCCUCGUUGCGUGGAGCCUACUUCACCACUCCGUUGGAUCUACAGCCUCAAUGGGCCGUAACCCUGAUGUCCGCUUAUUACCCAUUGCUCAUGACCUGCGCCUCCCUGAUCGUCUGCAUGUGGGCCGAGAUCUUUCACCUGCGCGAUAUUCGCUGGGAGAAGUCGCAGUUCCUUUCGAAGAGUUUCCUCGGCUUUGUGGCCUUCAACUUCUUCCUGUACAGCCUGUUUGGCAUAGAGGUGUUCAGCUCGCUGAUCAACGCGGAGCGGCGGGACUACGCGCACAUAUUCAAUGGCUGCUAUGCGGUAUUACUGCUGAUCGUGGUCGUCUUCUUCCUCAUCUACGGCGUGGAGGUGUUCUUCAAGCUGCGCGGCGGCUUUGUCUACGACCAAACGGGCAAGAUCCUGGGGCCCAGCGAGGCGAUCGUGAACGCCUCACAGCUCCACCAAUCCCGCUUCGGACUCCUCAGUCAGGCCGUUAUGCUCAUCGUGAUUGUCGGCUUUCUCACCUCCGAAACUCUGGGCGAUUUCUGGAAGACCAAGGUUCCUGUGAACUCUCGCAACUGGCAUGACAUCAUUUUUCGUAUUGCUGAGAUCGGCGUUGCUCUGUGGUUCCCCUGCUGCCUGUGGAACUCGAUGGCGCCCGAACAGCUCUGGAUACUGAAUCCGCGCAAGCUGCUCUCGCGCCAGAUUGAUCCGUCGAUACCCACUCUGAAUGCCGACACCAAUAAGCUCUCGCCCGAGGAGGGUCAGUCGUUCCUGGCGAAAAAGGAUUGCUGGAUAUGCUACGACAAUGACAAGCCCGAGCCUCUAAUCCAGCCCUGCCGUUGCACCGGCGACGUUAGCUCUGUCCACCACGAGUGCCUCAAGCGCUGGCUGGUCGAGAGCUGCAGCAAAACGGAGGCCCAGCUGUCCUGCAAGGUGUGUGGCCAUCCCUACGAGAUUGAAAAGUCCAAAAAACUAGAGUGGGACAAGGGCUUCACCAUCCAACACUGGUCCAAGACAGUGAUACUGAUCACACUGAUGUGCGUGACGGGUGCCACCGCCUGGGUUGUUAUCCAAAUGUACGUGGACCCCCUGGUGCGGGUCAUGACAGUCGGCGUAGCCGUCCUCAUUGGCUAUGUGUGUGUCAAGUGUCUGGGCGAGAACACCGUGGUUGCCUAUCAACGUGCCAAAGUGAGCUCGAUUAACAUUGUGACCAGCUCGGAGAUGGAGAAGCUCCACACCAUAUGCGAGGAUGUCAGCUCCGCCAGUACAUCGGCAGCCGCAGCACCGACUGGCGCUGCCUCUUAAUGGUAGAGCGCGUGACAGCAGACGAGAGAGAGAGAGAGCGAGAGAGAGAGUCUAUGCCAUAAGGAACCACAUCAGCCACACAUCGGCAGCGCAGAUCAGCAGAACUUACAGACAUUAUUACUUACUUAUUGUAUCUAGUUUAUUGAUUUUACUAUUUUUUUUUUUAUUUAUUUUGCUGGUUACAAUUUUUCUAUUUUUUUGUAUUUUUUCAGUCAAUUUACGUUCCACGUAGUACACACAGGCAGCCAGCCAAGUCGUUAUCGUGUUUUUGGUUCUCCAAUCCAUCCCAUCCAUCCAUCCUAUCUUAUAGCCCGUGUUGUAGUCCUCUCACAUUUCCCCCUUAUUUUCUGAUAUGUUUGUCGUCCUAUCACUUUCUACUUUAACUACGCAGCCUCCACCGGGAAUCGAACCCGGGACCGGACGGUUUAUAAUGCGUUUUGCACACGUUUUGCUCAAUGCUCAAUCACAUCACACCCUCCCCCCUCAACCGUGUACAUAGGUUUACGAAAGAAAGGAAAGAAAAAGGAAAACGAAACGAGACGAGACGGUAGCGAAAGCCGUCGGUUUCGAUUACCGAGUCAAUUGUGUCUCUCAAAUUAUCAUGCAGAUUUCCAAAAGCGAAAUGUAUUACAAGAAGCCAAAUAUUAUUAGUCUCUAAGCAUAUAAGCCAGUAUCACUUACAC
Molecule: messenger RNA, 2790 nt
Organism: Drosophila miranda
Lineage: Eukaryota; Metazoa; Arthropoda; Insecta; Diptera; Drosophilidae
Exons: 6
Coding region: 407-2107 (566 amino acids)
Molecular function (GO): zinc ion binding
Source: RefSeq, a predicted model, not a curated record